AUGAAUCCACGCGCCGGAUAUACGCUGAUAGAAGUGCUGAUCAUGCUUGCGGUGACGGCGAUCCUGGCGGCGACGGUGCUCGAGACGGUUCGGGCGUCAACAUCGAACGGGCUCAGGAUCGAGGCCGCCGCGCGCACUGCCUCCCAGGACUAUAUCACGUUGGCCAGCGCGCGCCGUGCAGUCGAAGCCAGCGUCCCGGACUAUUCCAAUCAGGCCCAUACCUUCAGAGGGGAUGAAACCCGCUUUUCAGCGUUGACGAGCACGCCGAUCACCCUCGCGAACGCCAGCUUGCAGCCCUAUGCGCUCAGCCUGGUGAAUGAACCAGGCAGGGUAAGCCUGGUCUAUGAGGACCAGGGCGGUCGCUUCCUGGUCCAGUCCUGGCCGGGCGGACAGGGACGCUGGUCCUACCUGGUUGAAGAGCAGGAUGCCCGCACAGGCUUCGUACGGCGGCUGGGCGAGCCGCGCGAGCGGCGCUGGGUUCAGGACUGGCCGGCGCCAGCCGCCCUGAACCGACCGUCCGCCUCCUCCUAUUUUCAGCCCUUGCCGCUCGCCAUACGCGCCGAGAUCGACCUGGCGGACGAUCAGCGGCGUGUGAUUGUCUUCCAGAUGCCUGUCACCGCCGCCCCGCGACCGCGGAUCGAAGACCUUUUGGGAUCCGGAUACGCUCUGCCCCUCACCCUGGCCGCCAUCAUCGUAAUCGCGCUCGUCGCCGCCAUGGCGGCGGAGCAGGUGCGCAGUUCGACCCGAACGGUGACCGAGCUCGUUGAUCAGAUGCGUGAUCGCACCGAGAUGGUGUCUGCGGAACAGACGCUGAUCUACACCUUGCUCACCGAACCCAUGGUCAUGGAGGGCGUCGCCCUGGGCGGACAGUCCGACAUGACCAGCCUGGUGCUGGGACAAUCGGGGCCGCGCAAUGCAAGCGACCUGAUCCGCGCCAACGGACAGGCCUAUCGCUUUGGCGCCGAGGGUGUGAUCGCCCGGCUCUAUGACGACCAGUCCUUCCUGAACGCCGCCAGCGCCGACCCGGCCAAUCUCACGGACAUUCUCGAUCUUUAUGGCGUGCCGAGGACGCAGCAUGCGCGCAUGAUCGCGGCCCUGCGCGACUAUCAGGAUGAGGAUGAUCUGCGGACUCUGGGCGGCGCUGAAGCGGCGGAUUACGAUCAGCCCGGACUGCCCACCAACGAGCCCUUGCGAAGCGCGCUCGAGCUUUGCUCGGUCAUGUACUGGACCGAGAGCGCCGUGUGUGAAGACACGGGGCGCCUCCUCCUGACCCUGCGGACGCGCUCCUCCGAUCGGGUCGCGCCCGGCCUUGUAUCAGAAGCCCUGCUCUCCUUGAUGUCGCCGGAGGCCGAUCGUGAGGAUGUGCGCGAAACCUUCCUCUUAUUCGCAGAUGGCCAGCUCACCCGUUUCGAUCAGAUCGAUCAGGGACGUUUCGAUCAGGUUCGCGACCCCCUGAGCACCCUGACCGCGCCCGGCCCCUUCCUGACGCUGGUCACCCAGACACCGGACGCAACCAUAACCCGGCGCACCGUGAUCGAACUCACCCCCAACAGCCUCAUCUCGCCCUUUGUGCUUCACAGCAAGUACGCUAUUGGGGAUGGCGUUCUGCGUCGCGGCGGCCGACUUGAGCGUCUGGCGUUCGGAGAACGGCUGAUCAUCAGCCGCGCCCUCUGUCACUUCGAAACCAUGCCCAACCCGCCCGGCGGCCAGAGUCUGAGACGCUACGAGGCGGCCAAGCUCAGCGCCAAGGCGCGCACGCCGAUUGCGGAUCCGGCUUUCCAUUUCGACUGGGGGGAGGACCGCAUCGGAAUCUGGAGUUGGCCCCGAAGCCUCACGCAGACGCUGACGGACUUUGAGGGUGAAAUCCUUCCCGAGACGGUGCUGCACCCUCCCCUGCAGUCGGGCGCUCGUCUGGUGUCGGCAACCGAGGGUUAUGAGGGUCAGGUCUGGCGCGACAACCAGCUCGUCGCCAGCCGGUGGUGGCCGUCACGGCCCACUGCGUCGGACUGGUCAGGCUUCCUGCGCGCCACGCGCACCCCGGACACGGGCGAAGGCGUCCCCGAACCGGUUGAGCCCCGGCUUCUGGACAAGCCCGCCAACCCCCAACCCUAUACCGCGCUCCUGGACCGGAUCCGGGCGAUCAGCCUGCGCGACAUCGCCGCCCUGGCGCUUGUCACGCUGGCCGUGCCGGGGCUCUACCUGCUGGGGCAAUGGGUCCAGUUGAGCCAGGCUCAAUCGUCUGUCUCCGCUGAACUGGACGAGCUCUCGCAACAAACCGCUGAAAUCAGCGCCGCCCGGCAAUCCGCCCAGCAGGCCGCGAAUGAACUGGCGAUCUAUGCUGACGUCCUGAACCGGCGUCAUCCGGCUGCAUUGCUGGCGAGCGUCAGCGAAGAACUGGCCCGGUUUUCCAUCCGGCUGGACGCCUUUGAACAGACCGAGGACAGCGUCACCCUCACCCUUCACGCCAGCGAUGAUUUCGCGCCUGAGUCUCUGGUCCGGGCGAUGGAAAGCAACCCGCUGAUGAACAGCGUCAGCCUGGAGCCAGGCCGGACAAUGAGCCGAAACGCCCUGAUGGCCGACUGGAAAGCCCAGCUGAAAGAACAGGCGACCCCGAGAGCCAUCGCCGGACUUGUGGCGCUGGUCGCCAUUCUCGCGAUCUGGGCGCUCGGCGAACUGAGCGCCUCCGUCACCUCACUCCGGCAGGAAGUGGAGGAGCUUGAGCGCGCACGCCGUCUUGAACUAAGCCUGCUCAACGAUCAGGGCUGGCUGGAUCAGGCCGGUGACAUCCAGCAACAGCUGGACCAGACCCAGAACAGUUUCUGGACGGGCGCCACGAACGGAAUCGUCGCCGCACAACUGCAAGGCGCCGUUGAGCGAGCCGCCCGAAACGCCGGUCUGAGCCGAAUUCGCGUGAAUGUCACGGGCACGCCUGAGCCCCUGGGCGACCAGGCGAGCCUUUUUGAAAUCUCCAUUACCGCACGCGAUGGCGAAGGUCAGUUCCUGGCGUUUUUCCAGGAGCUGGGACGCACUGAGCAUCAGAUUGUCAUCACCCGGUUCAACUGGCGGCGCAGCAAUGGCGCGCUGGACAUGCGACUGCAAGCGCCCGCGCAGGUCGCCGUGCAGGAGGACGCUUCAUGA
Messenger RNA from Symbiodinium necroappetens, 3138 nucleotides. The record is from the annotation of a GenBank genome assembly. NCBI's taxonomy places the organism in Eukaryota, Dinophyceae, Suessiales, Symbiodiniaceae.